AUGUCGAUCAUGUUAGUCCAUCUAUUUCGACGUGGUCACUUGCUUCCGGUGUUGGCGAGGAGCAUCCACCGCAGUCCUGUUUGCCUUGGAAAGGUCAUUCCCUUCAAGCUUGCCGACGUAGGUGAGGGAAUCGCGGAAGUUCAAGUGAAGGAAUGGCAUGUCAAAGUCGGUGACCAUGUGAAACAGUUCGACAAACUUUGCGAGGUUCAAAGUGACAAAGCGGCGGUGACGAUUACGAGUCGCUUCGAAGGAGUCAUCAAAAAGCUUUACUACGACGUGGAAGAUGUGGCGAAGGUGGGUUCGUCGCUGCUGGACAUUGAAACCAAUGCGGAAGAAGGCCAAAAGAAACCAGCAGUAGUCGCACAGUCGUCACAGACUACCACAGAAGCGGAACCAGUAACAGCACCAUUUGGAACUGAAGGUUUGCUGACGAGACCCCUUCUGACACCGGCCGUCAGGCGCCUUGCCAAAGAGAAGCAGGUAGAUGAUUUUGGCCUUUGA
Soboliphyme baturini is the source of this 501-nucleotide messenger RNA. The record is from the annotation of a GenBank genome assembly. Lineage: Eukaryota; Metazoa; Nematoda; Enoplea; Dioctophymatida; Soboliphymatidae.